AUGAUCAUCGAAGGCGAUUUGCCCCUGGACCUGCGGCCGCCCCCCAGGCUCUACCUGCCGCACUACCUCCGCGACGACCGAGACGACUACCAACACGACGACACCUAUGUAUCCGUGGACGAGGACACCCCCGAUCACCCGCCGCCGUCCAGCGACUCAGACAGAUACGACGCGUCCAGCCCCAUCGACACGAAGCCCAGCUCUCCCAAGAAACCCAAGCAGAAGUCUUCGUCGCAGCUGAUUAAACCGCCGUACUCGUACAUAGCGCUGAUCACGAUGGCGAUACUCCAAUCCCCCCACAAGAAGCUUACUCUGAGCGGAAUCUGUGAGUUCAUCAUGACUCGUUUCCCCUACUACAGGGAAAAGUUUCCCGCGUGGCAAAAUUCCAUUCGGCACAACCUGAGCCUGAACGAUUGCUUCAUAAAGAUACCUAGGGAGCCCGGGAAUCCGGGGAAAGGGAAUUAUUGGACGUUGGACCCGCUGGCGGAAGACAUGUUUGAUAACGGGAGCUUUCUGCGCAGACGGAAGAGGUACAAGCGUCCAGCGCCGUCGCUGCAGCACGCUCAUGCUGUAGUAGCGAUGCUGGCGAGGGAAGCUUAUGCCCCUCUAUUGCCGCUACCAUGUUAUUUGCCGCCGACGCCGCUGCUGUCGUUACCGCGUCCGCCGCCGGCCGCGUUGCGUCCCGUGCCUCUCCCGCCAAGAGUUCCAGAAACAACUGACACACGCAGCAAGAGAUCGAGAAACGGUUUUUCGAUAGAAUCGAUAAUAGGAUCGCAGGAUACAGAGGCCGAACCGCGGCAUAGUGCUUUCUCCCCCCUCCAUUCGGGAAAUAGUCCGCCGGACGAUUGGGCCAGGUGA
This is a messenger RNA of Leptosia nina, 858 nucleotides long. NCBI's taxonomy places the organism in Eukaryota, Metazoa, Arthropoda, Insecta, Lepidoptera, Pieridae. The record is from the annotation of a GenBank genome assembly.